Molecule: messenger RNA, 2394 nt
Organism: Hirsutella rhossiliensis
Lineage: Eukaryota; Fungi; Ascomycota; Sordariomycetes; Hypocreales; Ophiocordycipitaceae
Product: rad4 transglutaminase-like domain-containing protein
Exons: 3
Coding region: 1-2394 (797 amino acids)
Biological process (GO): mismatch repair; nucleotide-excision repair
Cellular component (GO): XPC complex; nucleus; nucleotide-excision repair factor 2 complex
Molecular function (GO): damaged DNA binding; single-stranded DNA binding
Source: RefSeq, a predicted model, not a curated record
AUGGUCGCCAGCAAGCGCACUGUGACGAGGAGAAGCACUCGACGAGCAGGCGUCGGCGGAAGCAAUGAUGAACCCGACAUCUACCGGCAGAUGCUCGCCGAGGCCGGCGAAAAGCCCCAGUCGCCUCUGGACGACAAAAGACAUCUUAACCAGUCCGAAACUGGAGAGCAAGAGGGCGGGCAAGCGCAAGAAGAUGAGGACGAGGACGAGGAGCUGGAGUUUCAAGACGUCAUUCUCCCCAACCCGACAGUCCAGACCCUUGAGCGGGACUCGGACGAAGAGGACUCGGAUGACGACGAGGAUUUGCAUUUCGAGGACGUUGACUUUGUGAACUGGUUGAAUGACACCAAGGGGAAGGCCCCGGAAAUCGCAGAACUGGAGCUCAACCUCACUGCUCAGCAGUCGUCCACGACGCCGACCAAGAGACCUGGAGAGCGGCGCAAGCCAAUCACCAAGGAGGAGAAGGAUCGGCGCAUCGCAAUCCACAAGACCCACCUCCUAUGCCUGCUAUCACAUGUUGCGCGGCGAAACCACUGGUGCAACGACCACAAGGUGCAAGAGUCCCUGCGCCCGCACCUCACAGACAAAACCGUCCACUAUCUCAAUCCGGAGUCACACUUGCCGCAGUUUGGGCAGGCCGAGAGCCUCAAAAAUGGACUGAAGCAGGCGGCGGACGUGUGGAAGAGCAAGUUUGAGAUUAAAGAAAGGGGCUUGCGCAGGGCGCUGUGGGCAGAGGAUGUCGAGCAGCUCAAGGAUUAUGAACCUCUGGUUGACAUGGACUCGUGCUUGGAUCGCGCCGACUUUCGCGAGGCGGCCGGGAAGCUUCAGGGGUCGCGUGAUGUGGGCGCGCAACUCUACUGUGCGCUUCUCCGGAGCGCGGGCGUUCGUGCUCGACUCGUCUGCUCGCUACAGCCCCUGUCGUGCGUCGGUGGACCGAUCCUGCCCAAACCAAAAGGACAGUCACGCAUGACGACAUCACCCAAAAAGGACAAUUCGCGGGAUUUGUUGGCAAUGUACGAGGCCACGGCCGAGAACACGACUGCAUCGUCUCCCGCUGGUCCGACGGUGCGGCGGAGGCUGGGCCAUCCCCAUGCGACGGCCUAUAACUUCAAGCCCGCGGCGUCCCUGCCAUCAAGUCGGAAGACAUUUGACGUGCCCGUGCGGAUACGCGAGUCCCCUUACCCGGUGUACUGGGUAGAGGUGCUCGACGUUGGCCACCAGAAAUGGCAGCCGGCCGAUGCCGUCGUCUUGCACAGUUUCUGGAGACCCAAAGUCUUUGAGCCGCCCAUUACGGACAAGGAGAACAGCUUGUGCUACGUGGUGGCAAUGGAAGCAGAUGGGACGGCCAAGGACGUCACGAGGAGAUAUGCCAAAGCCUAUACGGCCAAGACGCGCAAGCUGCGCGUGGAAAGCGUGCUGGACGAUGGCGAUGCAUGGUGGCGCAAGGUCAUGAAGUUCUUUGGACGGCCAAGGCCGACCGACUUGGACCAGAUUGAGGUCAACGAACUCGCUGGGGCCGAGGCUCGGGAGCCCAUGCCGCGCAAUGUGCAAGAUUUCAAAGACCAUCCUGUGUACGCCCUGGAACGGCACCUGCGGCGGCACGAGGUGUUGGUCCCGGGAGCGACACCGUCCGGCACCGUCGGCGCUGGAAGCCGGGGACCGCUGGAAAAGAUCUAUCGACGGAAAGACGUUCGCAUCGCACGGAGCGCUGCCAAAUGGUACCGUCUAGGGCGCGAGGUCAAGCCCGCCGAGAUUCCUGCCAAAUGGCUCCCCAAGAAGGCUAGUGUUAAGCGCUCGAGGCUGGGGAGCCCGGAGAAUGCAGAGGCCGAGGCCGAGGAGCAGGCGGGGACCCCGGUCUACACGCACGACCAGACGGAAGCAUACGAGCCACCGCCCGUACGCAACGGGCGAGUUCCGAAGAACAAGUUUGGCAACAUUGAAGUCUACGUGCCCAGCAUGGUGCCGCGGGGCGCGGUACACAUUGUACACGAGCUCGCGGCGCGGGCAGCCUUGACGCUCGGCAUCGAUUACGCCCCGGCGCUGACGGGGUUUCAGUUCAGGGGACGGCAGGGGACGGCGGUGUUGCACGGCAUCGUGGUGGCGGCCGAGUUUGACGAGGCGGUGCGGGCCGUCAUGGCGGGGUUGGGCGAUGCGGAGCAGGAAGCGGCAGACGAGAGGCGGAGGCUAGGGGUGCUCAUGAUGUGGAGACGGCUGCUGAUGGGACUCAGGAUUCGAGAGAGGAUAUGGGGCGGAGUGGACGAGGAGGAGAGGAAAGAGGCAGAGAGGCAGGCCGAGAUGGAAGCGGGCUUGGGAGAUGCAACCAGCGACACGACGGAGGAGUUUGACAUGGUGUAUGAGGAAGACGGCGAGGGAGGCGGGUUUAUGAUGGAGUAA